AUGGGGGACCUUGCUCAUAAGGACCUCCUUCCUGAAGCACCGACCGCCAGGGUAAAGUUCUGCUGGGACAAUUCUUGGUGGGAGCCCAACACACUCACCACAGCCGUCACCACCUCUCAGCACCACCUCACCACAGGCCGUCACCAUCACCUCCUCAGCACCACAUCGCACACAAACCGUCACAUCAACUCUCAGCACCAAUCACCACAGCCCACACAUCACCUCCUCAGCAGCAUCCACAGCCUCACCAUCACCGUCCUCAUCAGCAAUCACCUCCUUAGCACACACUCACCACAGCCGUCACCAUCACACCUCACCUCAGACCACAUCACCACAGCCGUCACCAUCCCCUCCUCAGCACAUCACCACAGCCGUCACCCAUCACCUCCUCAGACACACAUCAUCACAGCCGUCACCAUCACACUCCUCAGCCACAUCACCACAACCGUCACCAUUCACCUCCUUAGCACACACUCAACAGCCGUCACCAACACCCUCCUCACCACAUCACCACAGCCGUUCACCCAUCAUCUCCUCAGCACACUCACCACAGCCGUCACCAUCACCUCCUCAGCACCACCACAUCACCACCACCUCCUCAGCACCACAUCACCAAGCCGUCACCAUCACAUCCAGCACCAACAUCACCACAGCCGUUCACCAUCACCUCCUCAGCCACACCACAUCACACCUCCCGCCACACUAACCACAGCCCUCACCUCAUCAGCACCACACACCACAGCCGUCAGCAGAGCGUCACCAUCACUCCUCAGCACCACAUCACCACAGCCGUCACAUCACCUCCUCAGCAACUCAUACUCACCACAGCCGUCACCAUCACCUCCUACCAUCAUCACAAAGCCGUCACCAUCUCCUCCUCAGCACCACACUCACCACAGCCGUCACCAUCACCUCCUCAGCACAUCACCACAGCCGUCACCAUCACCUCAGCACCACAUCACCAAAGCCGUCACCAUCACCUCUCAGCACCACAUCAGCACUCAGCACCACAACACCACAGCCGUCACCAUCACCUCCUCACACUCAGCAUCACAAUCACCACAGCGUCACCAUCACCUCUCAGCACUCACCACAGCCGUCACCAUCACCUCCUCAUCACCACAGCCGUCACCAUCCCCUCCUCAGCACCACAUCACCACAGCCGUCACCAUCUCCUCCUCAGCACCGCACACCACCCAGCCGUCACCAUCACUCCUCAAGCACCCACCACAGCCGUCACCAUCACCUCCUCAGCACCACAUCACAGCCGGUCUGCGUCGUGUUCCGUCUGACACUAACAGGUCGCGGGACAACGUUGGGACUAUUAAUUGGAUGAAGUGUGCAGUAGGGCGGACACAGAGCGGCCGUUGGGCGUCGUUUGCGUUUAGUUGCGAUAAAACUUAA
Messenger RNA from Penaeus vannamei (Pacific white shrimp), 1404 nucleotides. Lineage: Eukaryota; Metazoa; Arthropoda; Malacostraca; Decapoda; Penaeidae. The record is from RefSeq and is a predicted model, not a curated record.